CACACACACACACACACACACACAGAUAAAUUCAAGUGAACGCCUCUCCUAUGGCUGCUGCGGCCACUCCUCCUGGAACAACAGCACUCUGUUUUCCAACGCCGUUAAAUGACACAAUAACGACUGGAAAGUGAUGUACAACGACUUUAAAGGACUCCAGCUGAUCUGCAACUUCAUGCAGGAGGCGUCUGUCCGCUGCGGCGUCCACACAAUCCGAAGCGCUGGGACUCGAGAAAUCUGCAGGAAUAAAACGCGCCUCCUUCAAGCAGCUGUGUAUUGAUACACGCACGCGAAUCGCCUAACUUUAUAUAUGGAUUAUUCGAGCGCUCAGACCCUUUGAAUGGAUGUUUUUAUCUUUAAACAGUGAUCUGAAAGCUAAAAUCAUCGCUGCAUCUUAAAAGCCAUUAAUUUUGUACUUAAGCUCUCCGGGACACACGAUCCUUGCGAUACUUUUGACUUAAGCGUGGGUGAUGUUUCCAGCUGCUUCCACGCAAUACUAACCCGUGCAUGUAUGUGAUUAGAAAUUUAGCAGUAUAAAGGCACUGAGUUGUUGCAUAAAGCAACUAAAGUCUUUGUCCCGGAGCCCUCGGAGAGAUGGAGGGACAGGAUGGCAAAGGGAAUAAUGACAGUAAUCAAAAGGCAGACAAAAGGUUUGCGCUCUGUUACAUGGGCUGGUCGUCUCUGGACAGGCGCACCACGCUGCCCAUGCUGCCCUGGCUGGUGGCGGAGAUCCGGAGGAAAAGUGAGAAGAACGAGUCCGGUCCCGCACAGGCCAGAGAAGUUCAGCUGUAUCUCUCGCCUCCUCUGAUCCGCUGCGUGCCAGCAAACAGCAGCAACCUCUCCGUGUUCAUAUUCGAGCACAAAGCACAGUUUAUCUCCAGGUUUAUCCACAAUAGCCACGACUUGUCUUAUUUUGCCUACCUUAUCAGAAGUCAACCCGAUAACCCCGAGUCUGAGAUGGCAUGCCAUGUGUUCAAAGCAUGUGAUCCAAACCAGGUGCCUGAGGUUAUUAGCAGCAUUAGACAGGUGUCCAAGGCUGCUCUAAAGGAGGAAAGCAAGCCCAAGCAAGAGAGUGACGAGUCUUUCUACAACUCCCAGAAAUUCGAAGUGCUUUACUGCGGAAAAGUGACAGUCAACCACAAGAAAGCCCCUUCCACUCUGAUUGACGACUGCAUUGACAAAUUCCGCCAACAUGAGAUUGAACGUAAGCGUCUGCGGCUCCUCAAUGGCCAGCGCAGCUCCACCGAGGCCCCUGUGGAGUUCAUUGUGGGUGACAACCCUCUAAGCUCCUCCCUUUGUGAAGUCGAUGAACCUGAGCCCAACCUAAAUGAGGAAGAACUGUCUAAGGUGGGCAAUGGGAAUCUGGACAUGACUAGCUCAUCCAGUACGGGCAGCCUACUGGGGUCCUUUGAAUGUAUCUUGGAGGACUCAGGUUUUGGGGAGCAGCAGGAGAUUCGUACACGCUGUAAUAGCCUGGCGGGCGGCCUACAGAAAAGGCCCAGAGAGGUUGGCAAGGGGUCUACACGUAGGAGACACGCUAGUGCGCCCAAUAACGUGCAGCCGUCUGAUGCUGACAAGAAUCGCACAAUGCUAUUCCAGGUACUACAUGCAGAAACACGCUUACCUCUCAAUUUUAAGGACAUCUCGUCCUGUUCACAGGGUGUUAAACAGACAGAUCACUUUGGCUUUAUUUGUCGGGAUGUGGUGGAGUCUGGCCCAGCCCAGUACGUGUGUUAUGUGUUCCAGUGCGCUAGUGAGUCUCUGGUGGAUGAAGUAAUGCUCACAAUGAAACAAGCUUUUACCACAGCAGCAGCUCUGCAGAGCUCCAAGAACCAAAUCAAACUGUGCGAAGCUUGUCCAAUGCAUGACUUGCACAAGCUCUGUGAGAGAAUAGAAGGUUUGUAUCCUCCCAGGGCGAAACUAGCCAUUCAGAAGUACCUGUCCCAACUGAGCGACAAUGAGCAGGUCAAUAUAUUUGAGCGGGUGCAGAAAAUGAAGCCAGCAUCUGAUCAUGAAGAAAACGAGCUUGUGAUUCUUCACCUCCGACAACUGUGCGAGACCAAGCAGAAGUCUCAUGUUCAUAUUGGAGAGGUCCCACAGAAUGCUUCUGGCAGCACCGUGACCUCUGAUAACUCCAUUGCGGGCCGCAAUAAACUGGACGUGUUGAAGAACAAAGCCCGGAGUUCUCUGACAAGCUCCCUGGAGAACAUCUUCUCAAGGGGGGCCAACCGUAUGCGAAUGCGUCUCGGCAGCAUGGGAAGUUUUGACCGCCAGAGCGACUCCCCUGGUGACUCCCCACCUGGGACUCCACCCAGUUACACUGAGGAGGACCCAGAUGCCCCACAGUUCCGUCGCCGGGCACACACCUUCAGCCACCCGCCCAUCAAAAAGAAAAUCUCCUUCACUGAGGUUUCCUCCCAGGCCUGUAAAGCUCCGCUGCGCCGACAGCAGUCAUUGGCCCCUGAGCUGCUGCAGAACAGCACCGUUGGUUACACGAGAGUGCGCAGUGUCUCUGAGAGCGAGUCCUACUUCAGUCUCUCAUCCUCCUUCCACACCCCCACUUUCCUGAAAACCUUUUACCAGGGCUCCCUCGGCUCACUGGCCUCCCUGUCGGACAGCGGGAGUCUUAAGAGUGGUAAUGGAGAGGGCAGGAAGAGGUCUCUAUCAGGCUGUAGCACCGAUUCUUUGACCUUGGUGUCUCCACGCAGAGUUUCUUGGCGCCAGAAGAUUUUCCUAAGGGUGGCGUCACCCAUGAACAAACCCUCUGCUUCUAUGCAACACGUGGACCACAUGGAUGGCCGGGAGCUGCUGCCACUUUCUCCUCGGGCUUUGAACCAGGAUCAAGAUCCUCAGGUCAGCCCCCUGUCCCCAGAGCAGGGCUUUGGUGGAGAGAAGGGCCGGCGCAGUCCAGCUGACUACAGGGCCCUGUGGAAGAAAGCCAUCCACCAACAGAUUUUGCUCAUCCGCAUGGAGAAAGAGAACCAGCGCCUGGAGGCCAGCCGUGAUGAAUUGCACAUUCGUAAAAUGAAGCUGGACUACCAGGAAGUGUGUCCGUGCUCAAAAGAGGUGCAGGCCCUUUGGGACAGGAAGUUGAGUAGUCCCUGCCGUACUAAAGUACAGUGGGACAAAGAAGAGAUCCACAGUGCUGUAUGCCAAGGUGUCCCCAAAAGUCGGCGAGGUGAAGUGUGGCUCCUGCUCUCUCAGCAAUAUCGUUUGCGUCACCGUCUGCCGCAGCGGCAGCAGCCCCCUGAAACCCCUUAUCAGGAUCUCCUCAAACAGCUCACAGCACAGCAACACGCCAUUCUGGUCGACCUCGGCCGGACAUUCCCAACACACCAGUAUUUCAGCACUCAGCUGGGAGCUGGACAGCUAUCUCUGUACAAUCUCCUGAAGGCCUACUCCCUGCUGGACACGGAGGUGGGCUACUGCCAGGGGAUCAGUUUUGUGGCCGGUUUGCUGCUUUUGCACAUGAGCGAGGAGCAGGCUUUUGACACUCUCAAGUUCCUCAUGUACGACCUGAGCAUUCGCCGACAGUACCGUCCCGACAUGAUCUCUCUGCAGAUCCAGAUGUACCAGCUGUCCCGACUGUUGCACGACUAUCACCGUAACCUGUACACUCACCUGGAGGAGCACGAGAUCUGUCCCAGUCUGUACGCCGCACCCUGGUUUCUUACUCUCUUCGCCUCUCAGUUCCCGCUCGGCUUUGUUGCCCGUAUAUUUGACCUCCUGUUUGUCCAAGGCACAGAGGUGAUUUUUAAGGUGGCCCUGUGUUUGCUGAGCAGCCACGAGGGAGAGAUACUGGAGUGUGACGGCUUUGAAAGUAUUGUGGACUACCUUAAAUCCACCAUCCCCACCCUCACUCAUAGCCAAAUGGAAGAGAUGAUCACUAAGGCAAUCGAGAUGGACAUCUCCAAGCAGCUGCAUGCGUAUGAAGUGGAGUACCACGUCCUGCAGGAUGAGCUGUCAGACGCUCCUCCACCAUCAGAGGACUCCGAUAGGCUAGAUAAACUGGAGAAAGCUAAUUCCCAGCUCAAGAAACAGAACAUGGACUUACUAGAGAAACUGCAGGCGGCUCGUUUGAAGAUUCAGACACUGGAGAGCAGUGUAGAGAGCUUCCUUUCACGUGAGAGCAAGAUGAAGCACCUGAUCCGUUCUCUGGAACAAGAGAAAGCUUCCUACCAAAAGACCAUUGAGCGCAUGCGUAGCAGUUUGCCAUCGGAUGCCAUGGCUGAUGUGGAGAUGACCCAACUCAAGUCCAGCACCAACGGGAAAGCCAAAGAAACCUGCAAAAAGCCUUGAAUCACCAUCCUACUGACUCAUGCAUCAUAUAGGUACAUCAGUAGGGAAUUAGCCUGCUUCUUCCUCUUUUGUGUUCCCAUCAUGCUUUACCUUUGAUGGCCUAAUUGAGAGACAUGGGAACGUUUGACACCUUGCAGCAUCACAGAGAAAACUUGUAAACAAACGGAAGUGCAUUAAUGUCCACGUGUGAUUAUACACUCACUGUGAAGGUAUUUUUUGACCUGGCACUCCAAACCAGGUGUUUGGAGGAAACCAAAUAUUUACCAGAUCGAACUUUUGCUUAAAGUGCUUUACCUAAAGUGCAGGCAGGAAGUGAAACCAUGUGCUGCUGGGUUUCCUCUGCAACUUACAAACAGUCCUGCUGUCCUGACUUCCCAGUUUGAGCUCAUGGACUUCAAGCGAAUCACUGUCUUAAAACAUGAAGAGUAAUUUGUCUUCAAACCAUCAUCUUUGAUAUUGCACAGUAUUCUGUGUGUGCACUGAAGAAGUGUGCCUGAAGAACGUUGUGUUGGAUACUAUGCCAUAAAAAUGUGCGUGUGCAAUCUUUGAAAUGCAGUGUGUAAUGGUCGCCUGGGCAUAAAAAAAUAAAUCCCACAAUCCUUUGGGGAUUUUACCAUUGUUUGGGUUUCUUUUCAAAUGAUCACUUGUUUUUUGUGUGGCACCAACUGUCCUUGACAUCUGCGCAAAUAUUUUUGCAGUGUAUAAGACUGCAGGGGUCUUGACUCCUCUGUCAUGGAGAGCGGCUCACAAAAGAUCUGUUAUGAUGAUGAGAAUCUGUCAGAACUUAUAUAGAUAUCAAAUGCUAAAAUGCUAUUAUAUUUCAUUCACUUUUUGUCAGACAUUUGUAUUACAUGUUUUAUUUGAUGCUAGUUCAUUUUGGCCUUGGCAUAUAAGCCUAAUAGGACAAAAACAUGUUCAGCUUGAUGCUGGCUAAAUAUGAUUGUACAUAUACCCUUAUAAAAAUGACACUGUAUUGGUCACUCAUCUAACCACAUGAAUGUGAAGCUAAAGCAGGAAUAUCUACUUGAACACUCAUUCUUGUUUGUCUGUUUUCAUAUGAUCCACAUUUGUCUUGACUACACCGAUCAGAACCUGCUUCGUUUUGACAGUUUAAUGAAUGAAUCACAAUUGUAGUAAGAUGAUAAACUCUAAUGUAAGUGUUGUUAAAUGUAAGCAAGAGCCUCUUCCUGCUAUUCUAUGUUCGAGUGAACAUAAUAUGGCAAAAAGUGACAUUAAGAAGUGUUAGUGCUGACCUGCUGGGUAUUUUAACUGAUCAACUUUCUUUUAGAUAUUGUUUUUUGGAAUCAUUUUCUUUUUCAGAAAUACAUCUUUGACAUUGCAAAUUGAAAAGACUUGCAUAUCUUUGGAAGAGUCAAAACAUAUGUGCACGUUUAAUCAAGGGCCACAAAUACUGUACAUCACCUGUUCAGAGGAGGUACAUUCUAGCACCACACAGAAAGUUUAACAAUGUGAAGGAUGGGGACAAAUGAUUCAUCGUGCAAGAACAAGGUCACAUUGUCCAACUUUUCAAUUUUUCUCAAUGCUAUAAUAAAAUAGGAUGUCUUCAUACAAAAAAAAAAACACAUAAAGCAAAUGGUCUGAUGAUGUGUUUGAUACAUCAGUCAUUCUUUUUCAUACUAUGUUCAGUGUGCCAAAACUUGUUGAUCAUUAUGUCACGUUUCCAUUGUUACAUGCCACCGAAGUUUUGUUGGACUACAUUUAUUUCGGAUACAGCUUUGUUUGCAAUGAAUCUUUGGUCACCAUUAAAAGUGUGUGUGUGUGUGCAUUGUGCAAACAAUGUCUUGAUUGUUUCUUUCUGAUUUUGGCUGAGUUGUCAGUCCUCUAUACUCCAUUAAAAUCAACUUUUUAUACCUCA
Messenger RNA from Cyprinus carpio (common carp), 6175 nucleotides. RefSeq names its product TBC1 domain family member 4-like. Lineage: Eukaryota; Metazoa; Chordata; Actinopteri; Cypriniformes; Cyprinidae. Bases 595 to 4299 code for a protein of 1234 amino acids. The record is from RefSeq and is a predicted model, not a curated record. The transcript is spliced from 20 exons.